AUGGGGGCGAUUGUCGAGGACAGCCUGAGUUCUUUGUUGACCGGGGAUCUUUCUGAUUUUACACAGAAAAGAGCUGCCAUUCUCGAGCCGGCCUACGAAUCUUAUCUCAUAUCCCCAGAUUUUCGCAAAGACUCACCCUCUCCCUCUUCAAUAUACUUGCUUCCAUCAUCCGAGGUUGUUGUCUUGAUUUCGCGGUGUCCUGAGACUGAAGCUGCAACCGACCUGCACAUCACCAAGCUAUCAGACUCUUUUGCGGAGAACUUCAUAGGAUACUGCCCCGAAGAGAAAUGUGUCGUGUUCAAGGGUGAGAGAGGGUUGAUAGACGACUUCGUAGACUUUAUAGAGUCAGUCGCCGGGGGGAAAGAAGUCACGAUGGUCCUAAAGGCCCCAGAACAGAUUCGGAUACCACUUGGCGGACUACAACAUGGCCUCGAGUAUGAGGAAUUUGUGGCUCGUGUCGAAAUCCUCGAGUGCGCUUUAUGGAUUGGAAAAUCGCCCAGCGAACAGGAAGAAGGUGGAAUCCGGUUCACCAGAGUUGCUACAGACCCUAAACUUCCCGAGCCAAUCACAUCCAAACGAAUGCCAACGCCCGACUAUGUCAAUAUCACAAAUGACAACAGUCUCAAUCAUGAAGGGCUGUCAAACAUAAACUCGACCAACAUCAGGAGCCCAGAGACGGGUACCUCAUCUCCUUUAUCCGACGCUCCACCAUCUUCUUUGACCCAUACUCCAUCGUCUCCUCUAUCUGACCCUCCCUCUGAUAUCGAUGAAAUUUCAUUGCACAACUGGGGCGACCUCCAUGCCUCAUCGCCUUCCUCGUCUUCGUCAUCGGAGGGUGCCGAGACCCCUCUCUCGCUCCGGGAGUGGGAAUAA
Molecule: messenger RNA, 873 nt
Organism: Fusarium subglutinans
Lineage: Eukaryota; Fungi; Ascomycota; Sordariomycetes; Hypocreales; Nectriaceae
Exons: 2
Coding region: 1-873 (290 amino acids)
Source: RefSeq, a predicted model, not a curated record